AUGAUCUCCUUACAUUCAAAAAACGAAAACCCAAAAAGGCGCAUUUGCGUUUUAUCUAGCGGUGGUGAUGCACCAGGAAUGAACGCUGCUGUGAGAGCAGUCGUUAAGAUGGGUCUCUACAGAGGCUGUGAAGUUUACAUUGUUCGUGAAGGUUGGGCUGGUUUGGUAGCUGGCAAUACAACCAAUGCACCAACAGAAGUCCGUCAAUCCAGGAGGGCUGGUACCUACAAAGGAAAGAGAGAUACCGAGGGUGAAAACUUUGCCGCAACAUACGGUGAAGGUGAACUACUCCAAGAGGGUGCAGGUGAAGGUUUAAAGGGUCGUCACAUUUUGAAAGUUGGCUGGGAUGAUGUGCGCGGAUGGAUGGAUAUCGGUGGUACACUCAUAGGUACAGCAAGAUGCGCGGAAUUCCGUGAAAGAGAAGGUCGUGCAACAGCGGCCUACAACCUCGUCUCACUUGGUAUCGACGCUUUAGUCGUCAUCGGUGGUGAUGGUUCUCUCACCGGUGCGGAUAGAUUACGCGGUGAAUGGCCAUCCUUACUUGACGACUUGGAGAAGUCUAAGAGAAUAGACUCUGAACAACGCAAGAGACACGCUCACCUCACAAUUACAGGUGUCGUCGGUUCAAUUGAUAACGAUAUGGCAAUGACUGACAUCACCAUUGGUGCGCCAACUGCAUUGCACAGAAUCUCAGAAGCUGUCGACUCUAUCGGCUCAACAGCUUCAUCACACUCCAGAGCCUUCGUUGUUGAGGUUAUGGGUCGUCACUGUGGUUGGUUAGCUGUCAUGGCCGGUUUAGCAUGUGGUGCUGACUACAUUUUCAUUCCUGAACGCCCACCAACUACAGAAGAUUGGGAAUCAGAAAUGUGCAACCUCCUCAAAUCGCACCGUGAUCAUGGUAAGAGAAAGACGAUUGUUAUCAUCGCAGAAGGUGCUCUCGACCGUCAACUCAAGCCAAUUAAGCCUGCUUAUGUUGCUGAAAUUCUCACUAAGCGUUUACAACUCGAUACUAGAGUUACCACUCUUGGUCACGUUCAACGUGGUGGUAAGCCAUGCGCUUAUGAUAGACUCUUGGCAACACUUCAAGGUGUUGAAGCAGUCGAAUCCGUACUCGAUUCUACACCAUCAACUCCUAGCUAUAUGAUUGGAUUGAAGGAGAACAAGGUCUCUAGAACUAGUUUAAUGGAAGCUGUUAAAGCUACUGCAAGUGUCGGUGACGCAAUCGAAAAGAAGGACUUUAAGACAGCACUUGGAUUGAGAGAUCCAGAAUUCCAAGAAAACCUUGAGGCAUUCGACUAUUCAACUAUCAUCGAACCAAAGAAAGAUAUGUCUAGAAGUCAAAACCUUAGAAUUGGUAUUAUCCACGUUGGUGCUCCAGCAGGUGGUAUGAAUGCAGCAACUAGAGAAGCUGCAAGAUUCUGUUUAGCAAGAGGACACACGCCAUUAGCGAUCUACAACGGAUUUGAAGGUCUCUGGGCAGAAGGUGGAAAUAGUGUACAACCAUUAUCUUGGUUACAAGUAGACAACUGGUCAUCAAGAGGUGGAUCAGAGCUUGGUACCAACAGAUCACUCCCAGCUGAUGACUUUGAAAAGACUUCAGAAGCUCUUCAGACCCAUAACAUUGAUGCACUUUUACUCAUUGGUGGUUAUGAAGCAUACACCGCAAUUUCAUCAUUGAAGAAAGCCAGAACCCAUUACGCAGCUUUCCAAAUUGCAAUGGCAGUUAUCCCAGCAACAUUAUCAAACAAUGUGCCACUCACGGAAUUCUCAGUUGGAUCUGAUACAGCAUUGAAUGCAUUAGUUGAUGCAUGUGAUGCAAUCAAGCAAUCAGCUGCUGCUUCACGUAACAGAGUUUUCGUAAUUGAAACUCAAGGUGGUAAAUGUGGAUACUUGGCAACAGUCGGUGCAUUGGCAACUGGUGCAAACAUUGUAUACACACCAGAAAUCGGCAUGGAUCUUGAAUUAGUUCAAAAGGAUGUAGAAUUCCUUAAGCGUCGUUUCGCCCUUGACAUUAAAGGAAAAUCUGACGGUAGAUUUAUUAUUAGAAAUGAGAAAUCUUCACAAGUGUAUACAACUGAGUUCCUCACGAAUAUGCUUAAAGAGGAGGGCAAAGAUCUGUUCGAUUCAAGAGCGGCCAAUUUAGGUCACACACUCCAAGGUGGUACACCAUCACCAAUCGACAGGGCAAGAGCAUGCAGAUUAGCGAUCAGAUGCAUUAAAUUCCUCGAAGAGCAUUCGACGAGCCGUCAAGCAGGUGCAAAGGAUGAUUCUGCAGCUGUUAUUGUAAUUGAAAACGGUCAAGUGAGACUAGCACCAAUUGCGGAUGUCGCCAAGAACGCCGAUGAUAAGAACAGACGUGGGUUACACCCAUGGUGGCUAGACCUCAGACACCUCGUUGAGAUCUUAUCUGGUAGGAGAACCUUAGCAGAGGGUCGUCACCACGAGGACACGAUCGGAGCAACAUCAUAAAACGACAAGAUAAUAACAAAUUUCGAAUUAUGCCAUUAUUCAU
Molecule: messenger RNA, 2512 nt
Organism: Wallemia mellicola CBS 633.66
Lineage: Eukaryota; Fungi; Basidiomycota; Wallemiomycetes; Wallemiales; Wallemiaceae
Product: 6-phosphofructokinase
Exons: 4
Coding region: 1-2469 (822 amino acids)
Biological process (GO): fructose 1,6-bisphosphate metabolic process; canonical glycolysis; fructose 6-phosphate metabolic process
Cellular component (GO): 6-phosphofructokinase complex; mitochondrion; cytoplasm
Molecular function (GO): AMP binding; identical protein binding; monosaccharide binding
Source: RefSeq, a predicted model, not a curated record